Cannabis sativa is the source of this 1060-nucleotide messenger RNA. RefSeq names its product small ribosomal subunit protein uS10c. The record is from RefSeq and is a predicted model, not a curated record. The transcript has 4 exons. NCBI's taxonomy places the organism in Eukaryota, Viridiplantae, Streptophyta, Magnoliopsida, Rosales, Cannabaceae. Gene Ontology annotation, cellular component: mitochondrion; small ribosomal subunit; ribosome. The coding region runs from base 110 to 712 and encodes 200 amino acids. Gene Ontology annotation, molecular function: RNA binding; structural constituent of ribosome. Gene Ontology annotation, biological process: translation.
AAAUAAAAAUAUAUGGAUAAUUCUACAGAGCUCAUCAUAGCAGAGGAAGAAGAGAAGAGAAUAGUCUCUCUUCGAUUUCAGAGCUAAAAAGCUUGAAACCAAGAUUUCAAUGGCGGUUUCUUCAGUAUCUGCAACCUUAAUCCCUUCUCUUUCUCUCUCUACUUCCUCUUCUUCUUCAUUUAAACCAAAGUUUUCUCCUUUUUCUUUACACUUUGCUAACUCCUCCGCUAAGCUCAGAACUGUAAAACCUUCACAGUCCUCAACUAGGGUUUAUGCUGCUCCUGAAGUGUUGGAACCCCCUCCAGAAACAUUAGAUGAGUCUGGUGCCGAGACCCUUGAGGUUGGAGGUUCUGAGAUUCCUAGUACUUCCUCAAUCAGCAUUGGUGCUGAUGCUGACAAGGUUGCGCCGAAGCAAAAAAUCAGGAUUAAACUCAGGUCAUAUUGGGUGCCAUUGAUAGAGGACUCUUGUAAGCAGAUAAUGGAUGCUGCAAGAAAUUCAAAUGCGAAAACCGUUGGACCAGUGCCCUUACCAACCAAAAAGCGGAUUUACUGUGUUCUAAAAUCCCCUCACGUUCACAAGGAUGCAAGAUUCCAUUUCGAAAUUCGUACUCACCAGCGCCUCAUUGAUAUUCUUUACCCAACUGCACAAACAAUAGAUUCUUUGAUGCAACUUGAUCUCCCUGCCGGGGUUGAUGUGGAGGUCAAGCUAUGAUAAAGUGGAGCUGACACCGCUUAGUGUUAGGUGUUGGAAGUCUUCUCUUUCGACUGAGAACGGUUUAUUUUGUUGAGGGGUGACCGUGGCUAGAACAAAAGUUUGUACAAACCAGUUCCCAUCUUCUCUUUCAGAAAUCUCUCUGCUUUUUUUGAUGUCUUGUUAGGCAACAUUUUAUGUGAACACAACACUGCCUGCCAAUAUGAGGAAAUUUCAUAUAGUGUGUCCACAGUAGUAUUUUAUAUAUAUGUAUGCUUUGUAUUUUCUGUUGAUUUUUCUUUUUGAUGGAUAUGACAACAUAUCAUAACCAGUUCUCUUAUAUUAAAAUCUAGACCUUAUUCAGUUCAA